AUGGAGAAAGGCGUCCUCCCACAGCACAACGAGCCGAGUACAGCACGGUCACCAGCAAUUAUACGAAUUUUGAGCUGGUUGGGCAUUGCUUCUGGGCUUUAUUUGCUUCUGGGAUCAUGGGAGAGCGAGUUCGAUGGACCCGCUUGCCGCAGUGGCGCGCAGUCGAAUGCCGCACCUUUUGAUUGGGACAAGUUACAACCGUCCAAGAAACUUCACUGGGUACGCUGCUAUCCCGGUUAUCAAUGCGCCCGGCUGGAGGUUCCCCUCGACCAUCAUGAUCAUUCUGUCGGGACCGCCGCAAUCGCUCUCAUCAGGUAUCCAGCAAAGGUUGACCCAAAGAGCGAGAAGUACAGGGGCCCGAUUCUCUUCAACCCAGGCGGACCUGGAGGGCCUGGCGUCGGACUCGUCCUUAACCGUGGCCCUCUGUUGCAGGCGGUUGUCGGAGACGAAUUUGACAUCAUUGGAUUUGAUCCGAGAGGUGUUGGUCAUACAACUCCCAUAGUAGACAUUUUCCCCCUUCCAUUAGAAAGGGAAAAGUUCGCGCUGCGAUAUAGUGAUGCCCCGCUGAUGAACGAGACAAGCGGGGCUCUGGGCGAAGCCGUAGCACUUGCUAGGCUUACACACCAAUUGAUUUACGCCAAAGCGCCGUUGGCUGCGCAGUAUGUGAAUACCGCAGUCGUGUCUACGGAUAUGCUAAGCAUCGUAAAGGCUCACGGAAUGGAUAAGCUGCAAUAUUGGGGCUUCUCUUAUGGUUCAAUCCUCGGCAACUCAUUCGCCGCUUUAUAUCCUGACAAUGUUGGUCGCAUCAUUGUAGAUGGUGUUGUCGAUGCCGAGGACUACUAUAGCGGAACUUGGGGUUCUAACCUACGUGAGGCUGAUAAAGGUCUUGAUUUAAUCUUCCGGCAAUGCGCAGAGGCAGAGAAUGAUUGCCCUCUAUACGAGAGCACACCGGAAAAGGUGAAAUCAAGAUACUUCAAACUCCUCGAGAAUCUUGAAAAGAAUCCUGUCCCAGUUUUCACGGAGCAGGAUGGAGGAAUAGUCAAUCGCAGGGAUGUGCACGCCCUUGUCUUUGUUCUCCUUUAUAGCCCAUAUACAGCCGGGAAUAUCGUCUUCGAGGCGCUUCGGCAACUCGAGGCUGGAAAUGGACAUCUCGUCUGGCGGUUGACCCGAGAGCUCGAGCUCGAUUGUCAAUGCGGACUCCCCCGACCUCUUCCUACCGGCGGAAGAGAGGCUCUCGCGGCUAUUGCGUGCACGGAUGCUCAUAGAGUCGAGCCUGAUCAUGCUACUUUACAAAAGCACUAUGAGGAACUAGCCAAGGUAUCGAUAUUUGCCGACAUCUGGGCCAACGUUCACUAUAGCUGCAUUGAUCGUCAAGUCAAACCAAAGUGGGAAUGGAAAGGGCCUGUUGCCGCUAACCAUACGAGCUUCCCUAUUCUCAUGAUUGGCAAUACGUUGGACCCUGUCACCCCAGACGCGAACAAGAUGUCCAAGGCGUUCAAUGGGUCGGUUGCUUUGACCCAGAAUUCCGCUGGGCAUUGCUCUAUCGCUGCUUCGUCUCUGUGCACGGCAAAAGCUAUUCGCAAAUACUUCCAGGAGGGCGUUCUGCCCGAGGAGGGAACUGUUUGCGACGUCGAAGAUCAUGUGUUCCUUGGUCUCAGAGGUCGUGGAUUUGUCGCUACGGAUGAAGAAGAGGCGCGUAUCCUCAGUGCGAUACGCUCACUUCGGGGGGACGUUGAUUUCGCUGCUUUGGCUCGUCAGUCUCGCAAGGACACCCCUGGCGGAGUUUACACGUUCGAAUCUGACCAUAUCGACAACAUCGAGAUGGCGUCUGAAAUUGCCAACGUGCUUGCUGCGACAUUGAGUCCAGACACGAAUACGAGAGUCGCUGCAGAGCUGCGUAUCAGCGACCUCUUCAAAACACCAGGGAAUACCAAUUCGAUUCACGGUGCUAUGCAAGUCUUGUCCGAUUUCAUUCGAAAUGAACUUUCAGAAGACCAGCUUCUUCCUAUCCUCCGUCAACUUCUUCCUCUUCUGCUCACCGUACUCUCGCCGCAAGGAGGAGCGGAGCAGCAUUCCCCUCUUACUCGUGCGCGUGCCGUCGCCAUCUUCAGGCAGUGUGUUACCGCACUCGACAUGGUCAGGAAGGAAUAUCCAGAUGCAGUCAAUGAAGCCAUAUCUUCGGUCCUCCCACAGUGGCUCUCAACCAUGCACACUCUUCUCUCCACCCCAGCAAUUGCCGAUGUUUCAGAUCCGGCUAAUUGGGAUCCACUCGCAGUUCGAAUCCAAAUCUUCCGUACCCUUGAUGUCAUCCAAACAACCUUUGCAUCGACGCUUACUCCGGAGAUGACGCAGAGCUUCUGCGACAUCUCUGUCCGAAAUCUUAGUGACCUCUUACCUGCGUUUAGAACAUACUAUAUUCUCACUGCCGCAAAUGCGGAUCAGGGUGGCGUUGACCCGCCCACGCCGGUAUCAGCGGACGAUCCGGAUAUCAACUUGAGCCUGAUGCAUCUCGCCUGUCCUGCUAUGGACUAUCUUGGAGAGGUUGUGCGAAAAUCGGUCCGCAGUCAAAAGGUGGCAGCCAGUUGGGUCACCUCGAACCUUGGAACCCUCCUAAGCCUAGCUUUAUCUUGGGCCCAAAUUCCCGUUGAAGAUGAGGACAUCUGGGAGGAGGAUGCCAAUGCAUUUGUCCGCGAUGAGAGCGAAGGCGUCGAGGCAUAUACCGCCCGAGUUGCGAGCUUGGACGUCGUUGGUGAUCUGCUUGAGCAUUACCCAGAUGCUACCGCGUCUUGGCUUUGGAAUGCCACCCAAAACGCUGUCAAGACUACAGAACAGUCAAAGCAGAAUGGGCAACCAGACUGGUGGCGUUUGCUGGAGGCAUGCCUCUCAGCACUUAACAACGAGGAGCUCGUUGAUAUGGUAGAACGCUCGCGUGAACUCCAGAGACCAUCAGUCUUCGAUGGAGAAACUCUUCUCACCAGCGUACUCCCCCCUCUUUUGACCGAGCCUGGCACUCCCUUCCUUCAAGGCCGCGCAUUCGUCACAGCAAGCACUUAUGCAAGAAUUCUUCCACCAACCUUGAUGGGCCAGUAUCUCACAGCGGCGGUGGAGGCUCUUGAGUCGUCGUCAUCGGGUGUUCCUCUCAAGGUGGCGGCCCUCAAAGCGGUCAGAAAUUUCUGCUCUAUCCCAGAUGAUAAGCCCAUUGCGCCGAUGGGUCCUCGCAUCGUUGCCGCCCUGUCGCCAUUCAUGACCAGUGUUACAGAGGACUCAUUGGCCCUCGUUCUUGAAGCUCUGAGCACGGUUGUUCAGGUUGAUGGUGGAAAAUGGCUUACUCCAGAGUUGGCGACUCAGGUCGUUCAAUUGAUGCUGCAAACGUACGCUCGGAACGCGAAUGACCCCAUCUCUCUGUCUAUCACUACCGAUAUCUUUACUUUCCUCGCAUCCGCCGAAGCACCCGGUGUCUACCAAGCUACAGUCAUGGCCACCGUUCCAAUGGUUGCCCCAACGAUUGCAAACAAUGACGGAUGGGUCUGUUGCUCCGCGAUGCAGAUUCUUACUGCAGUCUUUGAGGGAGCCAAAGCUGGACAGUUGGGUGAAGGAGUCGUCGCCGCCUUGGCUCCUAGCUUGUUCGUUGCCUUGGGCAAGGUCAAUGAUCCUGAGGCAAUAUCAGAAGGCUGUCGUCUACUCACUUGCCUUGUUCGAAAGGAUGCGUCUCAGUUCCUGGGAUGGACGGAUCCUUCCGAUGGAAGCGCCUCUCUCCAGCGCGUUGGGCUGUUCUUAGGACGACUUCUCAGCCCGGAAGUCGAAGAGUCUGCAGGUCUUGCCACUGGUGAUCUCCUGGUCACUUUGUUCCGGAAAGCGGGCGAUGCUGUCGGUCCAAUGAUGCAACCACUCUUGGAAGUGAUCGUAAAACGCCUUAGUACUGCGAAGACGGCUACCGGAACCCAGUCUUUGAUUAUUCCAUUCGCAUUUUUGAUUCACAAGGAACCUGAUAGUGUCCUGGGAUUGCUGGAAAGUACCGCCGUCGAUGGCCAGAGCGGCCUUCAGGUCCUCCUCCGUGCUUGGUGUGAGAACGCGGAGACUUUCAUCGGUAACUGGUCGACGCGCAUGAGUCAUAUCGCCCUUACCCAACUCUUCACCAUGCAGCGUCCUAGCCUAGACAGUAUCACCGUCAAAGGUGAUCUGAUCAUUACAGCCGCCACAUCUAAUGUCAUUGUUACUCGGUCGCGAGCCAAACAAACUCCGCACGAAUAUUCACAGAUCCCCUUCAGGCUCAAGGCACUGAAACUGAUUCUGAGUGGUCUCCAACUCAACGGAGAGAGUGCUAUUUUGGGUGGCAAGGCGGCUGAGUUUGACGACGGUAGCUCAGUCGGGGACGAUGGCGAGUGGGAAGACGAAGAAAAAGUCGCAGAAGCCAUGAUGCUGUCGCAGGCUCUCAACUUUGAGACCGAUGAUCAGCCUGGUACAGGCCUUGACGACGAAGAAUUCAUGGAUGACCCAAUCAUGCAGGUGGAUCUCAGGGACUCUACGCUCGCAUUCCUCAAAGAGUGUGCCACCCGUAAUACCAGCAAUUUUAACGCUCUAGUCGAUCAGCUCAGCCUUGAGGAGAUGAUGGUAGUCCGACAAGCCGUUUCUGCCUAG
Serendipita indica DSM 11827 is the source of this 4638-nucleotide messenger RNA. NCBI's taxonomy places the organism in Eukaryota, Fungi, Basidiomycota, Agaricomycetes, Sebacinales, Serendipitaceae. The record is from the annotation of a GenBank genome assembly.